UAGCGCUUUGUGGAACAGAGUUGCUCUCUGUUUAAAAGUGUCAGAGAGAGGAACAGAGUUGUUCCCUAAACUAAAUUACUCAAAAUCGACCAAGAUCUCUCGAUCAAGAUCGAAUAUUCGAUCUCAUCUCUCUGUCUCUAAGAAUAGAGAAAUGAGUUGCAUCUCUGAGUUGGGGGAAGAUGAAGUUAAUUCCUUUUUCGAGUCGUCUCCACCUCUCAAGAACAUGGAAGAGAUUGUCCAGAAGCUCAAUGCCUUCAUCCACCUCAAUUCGUCAGCAGGAGGGAGGAGGAGGAGGAUCGUAUGCGUAACCUCAGGGGGAACUACGGUUCCUUUGGAGCAGCGAUGCGUAAGAUAUAUUGAUAACUUCAGCUCUGGCAAUAGAGGUGCUGCUUCUACUGAGAACUUCGUCAAGGCUGGAUAUGCUGUCAUUUUUCUCUUUAGGAGGGGAACUUGCCAGCCAUAUUCCCGGUCUCUUCCCGAUGAUCCAUUCCUUGAAUGCUUCCAGUUUCCAGAUAACACCAACAUUCAAGUUAAUGCAUCACAUGUGGAAGCUGUGAAAAUGGCUGUUAUGGACCAGCAAGCUGUACGUAUUGUAUAUACCACUUGUGUCUUUUUUUUACUACCAAAAAAAAUGAUGAUCACUAUUGUUUGUGUGUUUUUAACAUUGCAGGCAGUAGCUGAAUCUCGCUUACUAAAGCUCUCAUUCACAACCAUCUAUGAGUAUCUUCAGAUGUUGCAGUUGAUUGCAACGGCGCUGAAAGACGUCGGUCCAUGUUCCAUGUUUUAUCUUGCUGCGGCUGUGUCUGACUUUUAUGUGCCGUGGAAGAGCAUGACAGAACACAAAAUAGAAUCAGGAUCUGGUCCUCUGGACAUAAGACUAGCUCAAGUCCCUAAAAUGCUUUCAAUCUUGAGAGCAAACUGGGCUCCAAAGGCUUUCUGCAUAUCAUUUAAGCUAGAGACAGACUCAAAGAUUCUGAUAGAGAAGGCUACAAAGGCUCUACGGAAGUACAAAGUGCAUGCGGUUGUAGCCAAUGAGUUAUCAACGCGCAAGGAAGAGGUUGUGGUUGUUUCAAGCAGCGGUAACGUUGUGGUUAGGUGCGAUAGCGAGAAGCCUGGAUCUAUUGUAGAGGAUAAUCUUAUUCGUCUCAUUGUUGAUCGGCAUUCGACUUACAUCAAAGAAUUUAGCACUUGAAAUAUUUCUCAAAUGAUUCUAUGUCAAGAAUAGGACAGCUGCAAUGAAAUGUCAAUGCAUACAUUCUUGAAUUCAUCUUGUUGCAUCGAUGUUCUUUAGAACAAUUCUUGUUGCCUCUCUACUAUGGUCGUUUCUCUUUCAGACUUUCAGUUUCUUUCUUUGGUAA
Molecule: messenger RNA, 1358 nt
Organism: Brassica napus (rape)
Lineage: Eukaryota; Viridiplantae; Streptophyta; Magnoliopsida; Brassicales; Brassicaceae
Product: phosphopantothenate--cysteine ligase 2
Exons: 8
Coding region: 152-1192 (346 amino acids)
Biological process (GO): coenzyme A biosynthetic process
Cellular component (GO): nucleus; cytoplasm
Molecular function (GO): phosphopantothenate--cysteine ligase activity
Source: RefSeq, a predicted model, not a curated record